UCUCUGCCGCGGAGUAUGGUGGAGGCUCCUUCUUUGGAGGCUUUGAAGCAGAUGCUGGACGGCCAUCUGUAGGGGGUGCUUUGAAUGUGAUUUUCCUUCUUCGUGGCAGGGGGUUGGACUGGAUGGCCCACCAGGUUUCUUCCAACUCUAUGAUUCUAUGUUUCUUUUCUCUUCCUCCUCCUCCUGCUCCUUUUCUUCCUCCUCCUCUUCUUGGUCUUCCUCCCCCUCUUCUGCUGCUUCCCCCUCCUCCUCCUCCUCCUCCUCUCCCGCAUCCCCAUGGCUCUCCCUCCCUGCCUGGCUACCAGCGGUCCCUCAAAGGCUCCCAGACUGCAAUUAGAGGGUGGAUCCUGCAAAGGCAGAGGAGUCCUUCCUCCUCCCCUCCCUCCGCCCCCGUCCCUUCCAACUCCGCGGAGCAACUCUUUCGCCCUUUGCUUCGGAGUCUGCUUCCUUCCCCCAAAGGAAUCCGCCGCAAACCCCUCUCUCUGGCCGGGACUGGGAUGCCUUCGCCGCUUCGGGAGGAAGCCUCUCCUCCUCCUCGGCGCCGCCACGCGUGAAAGAGAGGCUGCGGUGGACUUGGAGGCUUAAAAAAAUCCCACCAGGUGGACGAAAGUUAAAGCUCAAAAAUCCAGCCCAGUGAGGAGGCAAAGAAAAGAGGAAGUUCACAAUGGCACCAACCCCUUGUCUAUGUUGAUGGACACUUGUAGUAAAUUUGGAAGUUCUAGUUCAGUUCAGGAUUCAUCAUUUCCUCUAAAAGUUGAGGACAAUUUGGAGAAGACGCCUUAUCUACUGGGAGAGGAGGAGCCCUUUGCUGCAAAAGCCUGGAGUGCUGACGGAAUGGGAGAUUCCUACACGGCCACUUUCCCCAACGGGAAUGGACUGAUGUCUCCGUCAACAAGUCCGCAAGCUUCCACCACUUAUGGCAAUGAUUACAGUCCUUUUUCUCAUUCCUUCCCAGCCUCACCAUCAUCUCAAGACACAUCAUCCCUGCUGGUGUCCAAAGGGCACCCCUCCCCUGACUGCCUCCCGAGUGUCUACACCUCUUUAGACAUGGCACAUCCUUAUGGCUCCUGGUACAAGGCUGGCAUCCAUCCAAGCAUCUCCACUAACUCCAACAGCCCCACGGCUUCCUGGUGGGAUAUGCACUCCAACAGCAACUGGCUGAGCUCCCAGCCCCAGUCAGAUGGACUCCAAAACUCAUUGCAGUCCAUGCCCAGCCAGGCUCCCAUCAGCCCCCAGCUGUCCAGUUAUAGUUCUGAAUUCACCACUUUGAACCCCGCUCCAUACCCUGCAGUGGGAAUUACAUCCUCAUCACACCUUCUGCCCUCAGGCCAACAUGUGCUACCCCAAGAGAUGUACAAGCCCAAACCAGUGGUCAACAAUUCCCUGAUGGAAGGCGGGAUUGGACUGAAGUCUGGGAGAGGCAGCUCCUUUGGGAGCACAACAGGAAGGUCAACCUGUGACUGCCCCAAUUGUCAAGAGCUGGAGAGACUUGGGGCCUCAGCAGCCAGUCUGAGGAAGAAGCCCAUCCACAGCUGCCACAUCCCGGGCUGUGGGAAGGUCUAUGGAAAGGCCUCGCACCUCAAAGCUCACCUGCGAUGGCACACUGGGGAACGGCCCUUUGUCUGCAACUGGUUGUUCUGUGGCAAGCGCUUCACUCGUUCAGAUGAGCUGGAGCGCCAUGUCCGCACCCACACUCGGGAGAAGAAAUUCACCUGCCUACUCUGUAACAAGCGUUUCACGCGUAGUGACCACCUCAGCAAGCACCAGAAGACUCACAACGAGCUAGGAGUCAGCAAGCCUCCAGAGGGGGAUGCUGAACGGGAAGAGGCUACCACCAUGGUAGCUGGUUCCCCCAGCGCCGGCCUGCAAGAUGGGAUACCUGGAGACGAAAAAGAUGCCACCAGCCCAGAGCAAAGCAAUCUGCUAGAAAUCUAGGCUAGAUUAUAUCAACCACAUUCCUUGUUAACUUCGUUCUGCAGCCAUUGUUGCCAUCACCUGUUCUUAUUGCCUCUCAGUUAAAUAAUUUAUUUCCUGGAGAAAGCACAGGUCCAGAGGCUGUUGGCCUUUCAUCUGAUAUUACUUUCAUUUCCAAACUUCUACCUUCCCCUCCAAUCCCGGAAGGAAAAUUAACUGAAAUCCUUGGUAGCCUAUGACUUUGUGUACAGGAACAAAUUCAAAGCUGAGUCUUCUACCUUCUCUAUGUCAUUCUAUAACAAAAGGCCUUCCUUGCCUUGGUUCUCUGUAUGAUCUGUCAAGAUAAUACACAAGACAUUUCCAUGGACAUGCAGAGCUAGCCAACCAACAAGCUGAGCAGGACUGAAGUGGGUUUUUCUCAGGGCAUGUAUAGGACUCAUUUUCCAACUAGCGUAACCCACUGAGGAUCUAACUCUGAUAACCUCUCCUGACUUCUUGUAGCAAACAGAAGAAAGAAGAAGGUGAGAGAUGACCUGCUUUGAGACCCGGGUGCAGUAUUUGUAUCUACAGAACAUGCCAUGCUGCUCCAGAACUCAUAAAGGAACAAGUGUGCUCUCUGGUUGAGGAUAUGAAAAACAGAUCCUUAGUUGAAAGGGCUCCUGUAUCAUUAAGGAUUGCAAGGAAGGGAAAACUCUAGCCAGGGAUGGUUUUUCAGGUAUACUGCAGCACUGGUGCAAAAAGCAACAACUGGCCAAACCUUGCCUACUGUGAAGCUCUGACAGGUUGAGUCUCUCUUAUCCAGAAAUGUGCAGUAUUCCAAAACGUGAAACUUUUUGCUGCCAGCUGCCCAGUCCUAGCUUUGGAGAAGUGGGACUGGUUACCCAUCCUGCACCCACUGGGUUUCUCUUUGGGGAGCCUUUCCUCCAGAUUGUCAGAGAUUCGGGAAGAAGAAGGACUCUGUCCUACAGCUCACAGGGAGAGGGUCCCUGUGAAAGGUAGACAUCCCAAAUAAUUCCAUGCCUUCCUUCCAGAAAUCAGGCAGCACAGGAGGAUGAUUUCCCCUCCCUUCCAGGCUAAUUUCCUGAAAGGGUGAAAAGUGUGCUCACAGCUGAGGAGGUGUUAGACAUCUGCAUUUUAUAGGUGGAUAUAUGGCCCUUUUCCCCCUUCUUCUUUCCCCCCAUCAGGUUUCUGGCAGUAUUGGGGAGCAUGGUCUCCUUGAGGAGUAGGCACUAGAUGUGUGACUAAGCCCCUUUCCUCAUCUCCCUCAUUUCCUAAGUAUAUGCAGGAGCCCCCGGUGGCACAGCGGAUUAAACCACUGAGCUACUGAACUUGCUGACUGAAAGGUCACCGGGAGCGGGGUGAGCUCCCACUAUUAGCCCCAGCUUCUGCCAAUCUAGCAGUUCGAAAACAUGCACAUGUGAGUAGAUCAAUAGGUACUGCUACGGCGGGAAGGUAACGGCAUUCCAUGCAGUCAUGCCGGCCACAUGACCUUGGAGGUGUCUAUGGACAAUGCCGGCUCUUCGACUUAGAAAUGGAGUUGAGCACCAACCCCCAGAGUUGGACACGACUAGACUUAACAUCAGGGCAAACGAUUACCUAUGCUGAUUGGUAUUCUAAAAUGCAAUAAAAGUUUUGUAUCCAAGCAUUUUGGACAAUGGAGACUCAACCUGUAAUAUUAUAGAAACCUUCUGAGUGAGCCCCCUUUUCAACUCUGGGAGUCCUUGGUUUGGAAAAGAGUUAUCUAUGCAGGUAAUACAAAGCUUUGCAGUUUAAAAAUAUUGUUCUGUUUAAAGUUAAUCACAUUAGCAGGUCUAGAAAGUAGUUUAGAAGACAGUUUUAAAGGGGAUUGGGGAAUACCCUAUUGUAUAGGCUUCAUCCUACUGGUUACACAUUGCUGGGGCUCCAUCCUGCCACCAAUACCACUGUUGGUCAGUGAAAGAUCAGUGAGGGCUGCCCCAUCUGGGUGGCCAAGCAGUGGCACAAUGUGAUGCCAAAAUGGUAUCUGCAUUUAUCGGUGCCAGCUGUGCCUGCCCUUCUGGUGUAGUAUGCAUGCCAUAAGCCAAGCUGAGAGCAUGAAAUCAGAAGUUGCCUGCAUAGAUAUUGCCAUUUUUGGACAUGAUACCAUAUGUAUGACUGUUAUGUCAGUGAAAUCCAGAAUAUAUACAUGUUUUUGCUAAUGUUCUUUGAUACACAGAGGUAAAGUGACAUGAAGAUGUCAUAACCUGGAGUGUGGGGGAGAACUGAGGCCGACUGUUCUGUAGGAGUUACUAAGAGGCCACAGGUUGUUCCAUAAAGGUGCUACAAGACCCUUGGGUCCUCCUCUCCCCAUGUAUUUAAUCUAGAAGUAUAUUUAUGCCUUAAAUUAUGAUGACAAAUUGACAGAGGGAAGGAGGCAACUGGGUCUCCAGGAGGCCUCAUUAAACGAGGCAUCUAUUUUCUAAUCAGGGUUGUCUCUCUGUUAAUUGGGGGACCUUCUCUGUGCAAAACAAUAUGAUCUAAAAUUUACUCAGUUUUCUUUUUUUUUUUUCCUUUGCUUCGUAAAGUGAAACAAGAUGGAAUAUUUAUAAUCUUGAAAUGCUUUUCUUGUAAGUUCCAGAGCAGAGUUUCUCAAACUCUGCUCCUCCAAAUAUUUUGGACUUCAGCUCCCACAAUUCCUAACAGUUGGUAAGCUGGCUGGGAUUUCUGGGAGCUGGAGUCCAAAACACCAGGAGGAGCAGAGUUUGAGAAAGACUGGACUAGAGGGUUGUUGUUUUUUAAAAAGUAUAAAUAUGAUUUAUCACCAUGAUCAGAAGAACUUUGUUAUUAUUAGAUUAAAUUAAGGCAGGUAGUCAACUGCUUUGGGCUCAGAUUUUUUGGGGGGAAACAAGGCAUUUUGGUUUGCUUUGGGAAGCUGGCAACUUGGCAAAGAGCUGCCUCCUCAGUAAGGUGGAGCCCUUGGCACAGGUCCCUAUCAUUUGGGGACAUUAUUUGCUUCCUAUGAGUCUAUACUCUAUAGACACAAAUGCUGAACUCCUUAUGUUUUUCUUUGAUCCAUGUGCUGCUCCUGUGUCCCUCUGAAGGCUACUGGAUGUAGGAGGAUAUGUUAACAUGACAAGAGGCAGCCUUUCUAAUGUUUCCGCACUAAAAACUGGAAAGGACUCCUAUAUCUUUAGUGACUGUGUAGAAGAGGGAAUUUUAGAAGAUAUUAUUUGUGAUGCAACUAGAUAAUUAAUAAUAAUAAUAAUAAUAACAACAACAACAACUUUAUUUAUACCCCGCCAUCCCGGUGGUGAAGUGUGUUAAAACACUGAGCUGCUGAACUUGCAGACCAAAAGGUCACAGGUUCAAAUCCUGGGAGCGGAGUGAGCGCCUGCUGUUAACUCCAGCUUUUGCCAACCUAGCAGUUUGAAAACAUGCCAAUGUGAGUAGAUCAAUAGGUACCGCUCUGGCGGGAAGGUAAUGGCGCUCCAUGCAGUCAUGCCGGCCACAUGAUCUUGGAGGUGUCUACGGACAACACUGGCUCUUCGGCUUAGAAAUGGAGAUGAGCACCAACCCCCAGAGUCGGUCACGACUGGACUUAACGUCAGAGGAAACCUUUACCUUACUUUACUACCAUCUCCCAGAGCGACUCGGGGCGGCUUACAAAGCACUCAAAGGUGCAACAUAUAAAAUAUAAAAAUUGCAGAAACAAUAACAUAAAACAAUAACUCCCAACAUAUAUCUCUCACCAUAAAACCCCUUGGUUAAAAGCAAUAAAAUACAGCAAUAGCUGCGGAUAUAAAACAACAGCAAUAGUCAGUCUAGUCACGUGAAGUGCUUAGUGACAUCUAUGGGUCUUCACAAAUUUAUUAAAGGCAUCUAAAUAUGGUCAAAGGCAUGUAGAUAACAAGCAUCACUAGCUGAAAUUCCCCCUUCUAUACAACCAUUUACCAUUCUCUCCUGUUUUUACUCUGGCAACCUUAACUGACUCCCUUUGUUGCAUUUUUCUCUUUUACCCAGCAAUAUGUGGUCACACAUAUUCAUAUUGUGGCAUCGUGUUGCAUAUUUCCUUGCUCCCUGCAUCUCAUAUCAUUCAUUGGCUGCCAUAAGAAACUCAUGACAUAAAGAUAUCAAAACCUGGAAAAUGUGUUUCAGUUGGGACCCUAUAAUUAAGCAGGUAUAGUUUGGCAUUUGUAUAAACAUGUAUCACCAGAAGGGCAAACCAAUGCUCUUAAGGUUGCCUGCUCAAUGGAACAACUAACAUGGAAAUUAUGUUGUUUUUAAUACUUUGAAUUUUGCUUGUUUUUAAUUUAAUUAAGAAUAAAAUAUAAGCUAUGUUUCAGAAAAAAAUAAUAA
Messenger RNA from Anolis carolinensis (green anole), 6228 nucleotides. It is a transcript of the gene sp7, whose product is annotated as Sp7 transcription factor. Gene Ontology annotation, molecular function: RNA polymerase II cis-regulatory region sequence-specific DNA binding; DNA-binding transcription factor activity, RNA polymerase II-specific. The coding region runs from base 685 to 1935 and encodes 416 amino acids. NCBI's taxonomy places the organism in Eukaryota, Metazoa, Chordata, Lepidosauria, Squamata, Anolidae. The record is from RefSeq and is a predicted model, not a curated record. Gene Ontology annotation, biological process: regulation of transcription by RNA polymerase II. The transcript has 2 exons.